Gracilinanus agilis (Agile Gracile Mouse Opossum) is the source of this 2192-nucleotide messenger RNA. It is a transcript of the gene TCN2, whose product is annotated as transcobalamin 2. The record is from RefSeq and is a predicted model, not a curated record. Bases 273 to 1562 code for a protein of 429 amino acids. The transcript is spliced from 10 exons. Gene Ontology annotation, biological process: cobalamin transport. Gene Ontology annotation, molecular function: cobalamin binding. NCBI's taxonomy places the organism in Eukaryota, Metazoa, Chordata, Mammalia, Didelphimorphia, Didelphidae.
CCUGCUUUCUCGGAGCACUUCCCCGGCCGGAAAGCCGGGCUCCCCAGCCCUCUUCCUCUGGCACAGCCAGGCACGACGCUGGGCAAAGUCUCUCGUUCUCAGGGCGCCCUGUCUGCUGCCAGCAAGCUGCCCACCCAGCUGGGGGCUCCAGGAAGCCAAAGGGAAAAGCAGCCGUGACCCAUCCAAGGCGGUUAAUCAGUGACAAAGGCCGGGCCGGCUGAAGCCUUCUCCAGACAGCUCCUGGAGGGCCAGCCCUUAGGAAGCUGGGGACCAUGGAAUCUUCCCUCAAGUUGCUGGUCCUCCUGUCCUGCCUGGGAGCUUCUGCCCAGCUCUGCGAAAUCCCCCCUGCAAACAGCAACCUGGUGGUGAGAGUCACCCAGAAGCUUCUGGGAUGGAUAGACCAGCAAGCCCCUUUGGAGCUGAACCCCAGCAUCUAUGUGGGGCUCCGCCUGUCCAAACAGCCAAGCCAGGAGCAAGAUGACUUCUAUCUAAAUAGCCUCAUGAUCCAUUACCAGCAGAGUUUCUCCAGCCUGGCGCUGGAGCAUCAACCCAAGCCCUCCAUGGGCCAGCUGGCCCUGUACCUGCUGGCUGUGAGGGGUGGCUGUAGGGAUAUUGACACCAGGAAAGGAAGCAUGCUGGUCACCCAACUGAAGCAUCACCUAGAGGAAGAAAAGCAUCGGAUAGGGCAUAAUCAUGAGGGCUACCCUCUCACCAGCUAUUACCAGUACAGCCUGUCCAUCCUGGCACUGUGCAUCCAUAACAAGAAGGUACCCGGACACGUGGUGGAGAAGCUCCUGCAUGCUGCGGAACACAACCUCUUCCUGCAUGGGCACCAGUUCUCCGUGGACACAGCAGCAAUGGCAAGUUUGACCUUCUCGUGCCUGAAGGAUUCUGGCCUCAACCCAGGCCUGGCCUCUCGGAUCUCCAGUGCCUCAAAGCAUCUCAGGAACAAAAUCCUGGAAGAAGAAACCCCAGAAGGUUACUUUGGAAACAUAUACAGCAGCCCUCUGGCCCUACAGGCCCUGAUGGCAGCUCCUUCGCCUGAGUCAGAGCUAGCCUGCCUCCGGGUUGGGGGUGCUCUUCUGAAGGGCCUGCAGGCAGGGGCCUUCGAGAACCCCAUCCCUCUGUCCCAGCUGCUGCCAGUCCUACACCACAAAACUUACCUCGACCUUAUACAGCUGGACUGCAAUGAUGAAAGAGUGCUAGGUCCUCUGGAAGAGGAUGCCACCACCCCACAGACUCCGGAGCUACGGAUAAUCAGGGUCUCCCUGAGAGUCCAAGGGGAGUUCCAGAACGUGUUCCUUCACAAUGGGCAGUACUUUGUCCCUGAGGGGGCCACGCUGGAAGACGUCAUGAUCAAGGCCCAAGAGGAGGGCCAUUUCAUGUUUGGAACUCAGACCACUUUGUCCGGUUCCUUUUUAACCUCGGUGAUGGGCAUAAGCCCCAGAGAACGUCAGUACUGGCAGCUCCUCCGUGCCCCAGACACUCCCCUGCAGCAAGGUAUUUCCGACUACAAGCCCCAGGAUGGAGAGACUAUCCUUCUGAGGCUGGCCAGCUGGUAGAGGGCUGCUCCCUCAUCCCAAGGCUCCCGCAUCCUGCCCCAAAGUGAUCCAGACCCCCCAUUCGAACCCUCCCACACCAGCUAGGAUGGGGGAUGUCAAACCCUGCCCUCUGCAAAGGAAGCAGGAAUUCCCCACUAGCCUCUUCCCCUAGCCAUCCCUCUGCUCCCUUCAUCCUUCCAGAUCCAGAGGCAUCCACCCACCUAUGACUCCCAUGUGGGACCUCAGCGGGCCCUGCAAAGCUGGCACCCCUGGGGCCCUGCCCUGCCAAUAAGCCAUGUCCAUGGCACUGUAAGGUUCACCAGAAGGAUCUGUGGAAGCCACCCUGGGGAUCCAGUCCAGAUUAACUGAGGAGGCCACAGAGACCAAGAAGAAGGCAGGGUCCCACAAGGUCCGGUCAGGAUCUGAACUCAGGGCUUUUGACUGUUCGGCUAGUUCUAGGCUGCACAUCCUAUGGAUCCACCCCCACCCCUGGGUUAAGGAGUUUCAUCCUCUUAUUAGCCUCCUGAUUCAUCCCUUGCACUGAAUGGAGACUAUCUACUCAGGUUGGACCUUGAUUCCAGCCCCAGGCCCCGUCCCAGUGCAUUUUGGCCCUUUGGUUCUAUCCAGAAUGAUUAAAUCUCUGAUGUUUAA